AUGAUGGAGAUUACCACAAAGUUGCUAGAAGCGUUGAAGUAUCCAAAAAGGGGAAGGGAGGUAUUCAAACAAAAUGCGGAAAAACAUAAUUGUAUCAUAAGCGGACCAAAGAGACAAUUGGCUCUUGUUGAUGAGGAUGAGGAUGAUGAGAUAUCUCAAGCUGAUAUGGAGCAAUUUGUUUUGAAAGAUGAUGUCAAUGAAGGAGGUAUUGUGCAAUGUGAAGAAGAUGAUGUUGAUCAAAAUGAUGACUAUGAAGACAUGGAGCAUUUGAAAUAUGCAAAUAUUGAAAAUGAGAUUGAAGUUGAUGAUAGCGAGGACGAUUUGGGAAAUGAGGAUGAUGUACUUUUUGAAGAACAAUUAGAAGAGCCCCAAUUAGAAAAGGAAACAGGUUCAACUUCACUACUUGAUCAUGCUUUUGGUUUAUCAUAA
Messenger RNA from Lactuca virosa, 429 nucleotides. The record is from the annotation of a GenBank genome assembly. NCBI's taxonomy places the organism in Eukaryota, Viridiplantae, Streptophyta, Magnoliopsida, Asterales, Asteraceae.